AUGGCGGUCAAGGUGACUUCGGCAUCGCUUGCUUUACGUUUCAGAAAUCGCUUUUAAUGUUGUCUGCAUGUUUUAUCUGUUUUGUUGUAUUGGGGAUAUGACUAUAUCGUUUAAGGGAUCAUUUGAGUCUGUAUUUGGCGGGUGUAGGGCAUUCAUUGCUCCUAGCGUCACUGCGCUAACGCCCGGUCUCUGGCCUUGAAUGAACAUCCACAAACCAGAGUUAGCGAUAAGGCUAGCACUAGCUACUACAUCUGAUUAACAUUGCGAUACUAGCUAUCUACUAACUCGCAAGAUUGUGCAAUAAUGACAACCGCAUCACUCAACUACCAUCAUGUGUGUCUAAAUACACUAUUAUCAGCUCUGCUCUUUGCUGUUUUAAACCUAACGAGUCAUUUGAAGAAGGGUUUGUGUCUUCAUUUUUUUAGUAACGUUACUGUAGCUAACUAGCCAGUAGCUAGCUAGUUAGCAGUAGCAGUGUUUCCUGGUCAACUCGCCUGCAGUAACAGUUUGUGUGAUACUUUGCAUUAGCAUUUGUUUUGACAAGCAUUGUCUGUCUCGUAGGAUAGCAUUCUUUCAAGUCCUCUGUUUGCUUUUGGAAUCUUUUCAUGUCAUUUCCAAUUGCAAGGAGACACUCACUCAAAGCAUUCCAGCUGAUUUAUCCCAGUGUCAGCUAGCUACGAUUGAUUACAAAACCAAACAGCCUUACUAGUUAACAUUUUACAUUAUGUACAUGUCAAUAGUCGCUGUGUUUUCGUUUUUGCUGCAGAACGACUCAUUACCUUACAUGUUUUAUCUUAAUCAUAUUGCUUGGCAGGUGCAAUCCACCAAACGGGCAGACCCGAGCGAGCUGAAGGUUAUCUUUCAGAAGGUAAGAACAACUCUUUGUCCUUCAACUUUAGCCUGCCACAAAUUAUCACUGUGCACAUGCAGUUUAUAUGCAAAGUGACUCACAAUCACAGCUUGGAAUCAGCUACCCUCCCUAAAUCAUAACCACCUCCAUCAGGAAGAUGAUGUAAAACUGACUAUAGUUAAGUUCCUCUGGGAAACAUCUAGGGUCACUUUCCCCCCAGGGUGAACUGUAGAAUCCGAGGCUAGAGGUCAGAAGUCACGAUUUAACUUGAGGGUACCUUGUGGGGAGCUGUAUCACUAUGCUCUUUAAAGACUAACACACACGUUAGGUAGUUUGGACCUUGAGCUGUUCUUGUCUGUUAAUGUUCUGUAUUAUUUCAUGUUUUGUGUGGACCCUAGGAAGAGUAGCUGCAGCUUUCGCAACAGCUAAUAGGAAUCCUAAUAAAAUACCAAACUACUCAAAAACACACACAGUAAUGGUGAAAGGUGUAUCUCAAUAGUGUUUCCUCUUCAUCCGUUUUCCUCUUCAUCUGUUCUACAUGGAGGACAGGAGAAGAGGUUAUAGACCAGAAUGCUCCCUAUGCAUUAAAGCACUGAGAAGGGCAGGUACAGGCAUGGCAUGAGGGCCUGGCUGGUAGGAAACAUAAGUGGCAGUUACUCUUGACACAAGAAGUCCCUCUGACAUAGCUUGAGUCAUGUGACAUUUGCCUGUGUUAGGUGUUUGAAUGUGGCAGGCAGUGAGUGAGGGAGUAAGCAAGCAUUGGCUGAAUUCCAAAGCUGAAUGCCUGGGUGGGGGGUCACACAGUAUAUGUAAAAUGUGUAUGUCAUGUUAGAGGUCAUAUAUCAGUGAAAACAUUGUACAGCAUUUAGUAUUCAGUAUUUCUAAGAACCCACUGAAGCUGUGAGGUCCAUGUUGAACAUAAAUAAGGGCUCUUCUACUGUGUAUUCGCAGUUGCACACUGUUGUGCUUGAGUGACAUCCUUCAUCGCUCUGGACAAAACAGCAGUCAGUGCCUUGUAUUGGUUAAAAGAGCUGCUGAAAACAUAACAUAAAGCCUAAGAUGGCUUAGCUCACAAAGCAUUGGAAAGCUGGGGCGGCAGGUAGUCUGAGCCGACUAGGUGAAAAAUCGGUCAAUGUGCCCUUGAGCUAGGCACUUAACUCUAAUUGCUCCUGUAAGUCGCUCUGGAUAAGAUGGUAAAGAGAUGUUACACAAUACUUUCUGCAAAGUUCUUAUUCCUCUAAGAAAUGGGAAUCUGAAUCCUUGUAAAUAGACUAGUUCACCAUGAGCUGUCAGUAGGACAUGCCAAGUCAUACGCGGGAAGUAGGGGUGCUGAGUGUGUGGCAGCAACCCCUGAACAAUAAUAAUUAUGAUGAUGAUGAUGAAUAAAUACAAUAUUUAAAAAAAGAAGGGGGUUUUCCCACGUAAGUGGUGCAUUGGGCAUUUAGUGGUAUUAGCGGACCGAUGGACGUCUGUAGCGUGGGCAAAAGAAAAUCAUCUGCAUCUCCGCUUUGGCAAAAAGGUAGUUGUGUAAUAAAGAACAGUAUGUUGCAGGAUUCAUUAGUUGGAAUUGUAAGAGUUGUUGCCCUGUCCCUUUCUCUGCGAUUCUGUCAUUCUAAUGGCAUCCAGAAAGAACAAAACCCUGUCCUCAAACAUUUACAUCAAAACCCUGUCCUUAAACAUUUACAUCAAAAGGUGCAAAGUUAUGGGCAAAGACACCCAACAUCCACAUCAAAUUAAAUGUUUGUCUUGAUCAAAUAACAUGAAAAACAUCCACUUCUUGUGCAGUAUUAAUUUACCAUCCUUACAAACCACUUAAUGUAAAUGUAUAUUACUGUAUUGUACAUAGGCUGCUCAUAUAGGUUUGUACCUGUAGACUUUCCAUCACCAUGAAGGAUAAACAAUGCACAAUACAGUAAUUGAGUACAGUGAGACAUCAAGUGGUUUGUGAUGAUGUGGCUCAGUUGGUAGAGCAUGGCGCUUGCAAUGCUAGGGUUAUGGGUUCGAUUCCAAUGGGGGACCAGUACGAAAAUGUAUGUGCACUCUCAACUGUUAGUUGCACUGGAUAAGAGUGUCUACUAAUAUGUAAAAGGAACGAAUAGACCAUUUCAGUUUUCACAGAAAUAAGUUGCAUUUGCAAAGUAUUUCAAGAAUCUGGAAAACAUAUCAAGCAAGUAUUUUUGUAUUCCACAAGUAUUAUCAGAUUAACGUUUUUGUUCCUGAUAAUUAUCAGACUCAAGUCACAAAUGCUGGUAAAUACUCACAUAAAUUUAGUUUAAAUUAUUUUCACAAAAGUAGUGCACUGGGCCUUUACUAGUCCUGUAUUAGCAGACCGAUAGACGGACCGAAAUAGACGUCUAAAGUUUUUCUUUUGCAUCUUUUUUAAAAACAUUUUAGUCAUUUAGCAGACGACUUACAGGAGCAAUUAGGGUUAAGUGCCUUGCUUAAGGGCACAUCGACAGAUUUUUCACCUAGUCGGCUCGGGGAUUAGAACCAGCGACCUUUCGGUUACUGGCACAACGCUCUUACCCACUACGCUACCUGCAUCUCCUACACCUUAGCAGGAAACUCAAUGACUCGAUGUCGGUUUCUGUCGUAACCGUCCUGAUAAUGGUCAGGGUUACGAUUGUUAUACCAGUACAGGGAAGGGACCCAAUGUGACGUUAUUUGUUUCUGUCGUAACCCCUCCAGCAUGCCAGUGUGGUGGAUGCGGAUGGUGAGAAGUUGAUGACCCCGGGGGACUUUGUGCAGAAGUACCUUGGCCUGCAAACACAGAUCCACCACAACCCCAAAACUGUCCAGCUCAUCGCAGGUGUAGCUGAUACCACCAAGGACGGGUAAGGAGCUGUCUACAUUCACCCUCUCUCUGUCCUCCCCCUCUUUCUCUUUGUCUAUCUGUGUUUCGCACCCUCUCUUCACCAAAGAUGGGUGAAGAGCUGCCUCCCUUCUCUCUCUCUUUCUGUGGACAUGAGGAACAGUUGCUCAAGCUUCCUGCCUUUCUCUCUCUCUCUCUCUCUCUCUCUCUCUCAGGGCUUUAUUGGCAUGGGAAACGUAUGUUAACAUUGCCAAAGCAAGUGAAGUAGAUAGUAAACAAAAGUGAAAUAAACAAUAAAAAGUGAACAGUAAACACUGUGAACAAAUUACACUCAGAAGUUCCAAAAGAAUAAAGACAUUUCAAAUGUCAUAUUAUGUAUAUAUACAGUGUUGUAACAAUAUGCAAAAAAAUAGAUAAAGUACGAAUGGGAAAAUAAAUAAACAUAAAAAUGUGUUGUAUUUACAAUGGGGUUUGUUCUUCACUGGUUGCCCUUUUCUUGUGGCAACAGCUCACAAAUCUUGCUGCUGUGAUUGCACACUGUGGUAUUUCACCCAGUAGAUAAGGGAGUUUAUCAAAAUUGGGUUUGUUUUGGAAUUCUUUGUGGAUCUGUGUAAUCUGAGGGAAAUAUGUGUCUCUAAUAUGGUCAUACAUUUGGCAGGAGGUUAGAAAGUGCAGCUCAGUUUCCACCUCAUUUUGUGGGUAGUGUGUCUUCUCUUGAGAGCCAGCUCUGCCUACGGCUGCCUUUCUCAAUAGCAAGGCUAUGCUCACUGAGUCUGUGCAUAGUCAAAGCUCUCUUUAAGUUUGGGUCAGUCACAGUGGUCAGGUAUUCUACCACUGUGAACUCUCUGUUUAGGGCCAAAUAGCACUCUGUUUUUUUGUUAAUUCUUUCCAAUGUGUCAAGUAAUUAUUUUUGUGUUCUCAUGAUUUGGUUGGGUCUAAAUGUGUUGUUGUCCUGGGGCUCUGUGGGGUCUGUUUGUGUUUGUGAACAGAGCCCCGGGAUCAGCUUGCUUAGGGGACUCUUCUCCAGUGUCUUCCAAUUUUCCCAGAAGUGGUUAGAUUCUAUGGAUUUUUCACUUGCAUUGAGCAGAUUCUGACAUGCUGUUCCUUCUUUUUCCGUAGUGUAUUUCUGUAUUGUUCUAGUGAUUCACCAUAGUGAAUGUAGGCUCAGGUUUUCUGGGUCUCUUAUGUUUUUGGUUGGAUAGGUUUCUAAAAAAAAUAUCUUAGGUUUUUGCAUUCUUCAUCAAACCAUUUGCCAUUUUUACAUUUCUUAGGUUGUCUGCUUGACAGUUUUAGAUUUGAUAGGGAAGCUGAGAAGUCAAAUAUACUGUUUGGUUUUCUACUGCCAAGUUUACAUCUUCACUAUUACAGUGAAACGUUUUGUCCAGGAAGUUGUCUAAAAGGGAUUGCAUUUGUUGUUGCCUAAUUGUUUUUUGGUAGGUUUCUACACUACUUUCCUUCCAUCUAUAGCAUUUCUUAACAUUAUGCAUUUUCCUUUUGGCUUUGAUGCCUCAUGAUUUGAGUAUUGCUCAGUUCAAGUAGACAGUGAUUUUGCUGUGAUCUGAUAGGGGUGUCAGUGGGCUGACUGAACUCUCUGAGAGACUCUGGGUUGAGGUCAGUGAUAAAGCAAUCUACAGUACUACUGCCAAGGGAUGAGCUGUAGGUGUACCUACCGUAAGAGUCCACUCGAAGCCUACCAUUAACUAUGUACAGACCAGUGGAGGCGGCUGAGGGUAGGACGGCUCAAAAUAAUGGUUUGAUGUAUUUGAUACAAUUCCAUCUAUUCCGCACCAGCCAUUACCAUGAGCCCGUCCUCCCCAAUUAAGGUGCCACCAACCUCCUGUGGUACAGACCCAACAUGCGGCAGAGCUGCAGGAGUUGUGACCCUUGUUUUUGUUUUGUUUUUUUGUCAUAGUUGUGUCUAGGGUGGCAUAUGGGGGAGGGAAUGCUGUCACCUCCAGGUAGGUGUUUGUCCCCCUGUGUGCUGAGAGUGUCAGGUUCUUGUCCAGUUCUUUUUUAGGUCGCCACAGACUAGUACAUGUCCCUGGGCCUGGAAAUGGUUGAUCUCUCUGUCUCUCCACUCCUAACAUCAACAAUGUGAGAUUGUUUUCAUUGAGCAGAAGGCUCCUGCAACAGGGAAUGAUAGAGUGAUCUGACACACACAGACAAGAAUGGUGCUGCUCAUCACAGUUAAUUAGGAUGUUAUUGGGUCUGUAAGAACAGUAGCUUCCGUAAUGGACCCUCAUAGAUAAGAUUACACACACUAGAGGUGGGAUGAUAAACUGAAUUAUGGACACCAACCACUUGUCAUGGACAUUUAGCUUAUCACGGUAGUAGGGCCCUACUAGAGAAAUGUGAAGAUUGAAAUGAAAAAAGAUGCUAAUAUAGGUAAUUGUUAAUGUGACAAUUGAUAGCUACAACAUUCAAAAUAGUGGUCGUUUUAAGGGUAUUAUAAAAAUACAAUAAAUAACUGUGGUGUGCACAUUGUUAUAAACUUAUCGUUCUGUUUUAUUGUGAUAAUUCUGUCCAUUUAUUAUGAUAUGGAUUUUGGUCCAAAUCUCCCAGCUCUAACACAGACACACACACAAGCAGUUACCAUGUAGCCUAACGGCAGGUAGCCUAGCGGUUAGGGUUGGGCCAGUAACCGAAAGGUCGCAGGUUUGAAUACCCAAGCCAACCAGGUGAAAAAUCUGUCGACGUGCCCUUGAGCAAGUCACUUAACCCUAAUUUGCUCCAGGGGGCGCUGUACUACUAUGGCUGACCCUGUAAAACAACACAUUUCACUGCACCUAUCCGGUGUAUGUCACAAUACAACAUCUAUCUAGUGGACUAUAUGCACUCCUAUGAGAGUUAGACGUAGGAGUUAAUGAUUCAUGUGAUUCUGAAAACAUUUACUCCUUCAAGGUCAAAUGUCUCAAAGAAACAAUGAAAAAUAUCAACAAAUAAAAUAGAAGUCUCACUCAUUGUUUGGCUACAAGGGUCAACUAGUCUUAACCUCAGUCAGUCAGGUAACGGAUAAAAUUAUCAAUAAAAGUGUUGUCUUGCAGGGUGCAGAACCACACAUCUGUGUCAUUCAGAGCUGUUUAAAAGUAAUGACCUCUGACAAGCAGCGAAUCCCCAAUGAACCUUCUACUUUUAAUUCAGUUUACAGAAAUGAAUUCAAAUCCAUUACAAUUGGUUUACAGUAUUUUAAAUGCAUGGGGUAAUUUUAAGAAAUACGGCAUGGCCUAAUCUCGCCCUAGAUCAUUGUUGACAUUUUUAUGAUGUUUCAGUGAAAGCUGAGCCUUUCUCCUUCGGAUUGGAUGUUGUGUAACUGAAGCUUUGUCCUGCAUGGCAUCAUCGUGUGUGUAAUGUCACCCCUCUUUCUCUCUCUCCACAAAACACACCCAGGCUGAUCUCGUUCCAGGAGUUCUUAGCGUUUGAGUCGGUGCUGUGUGUUCCGGAUGCACUCUUCAUCGUAGCCUUCCAGCUGUUUGACAAGACAGGCACUGGAGAUAUCUCUUUUGGUACGUUACUGUCUGUGUGUGUGUGGGGGGGGGGGGUUUGGGGAUUUGUACCUGCUUUUGUCAACUGUUCCCAUCGUUUCAGCCCAGAAAAUGUUGUAAUCAUUUCAUUGUUAAUAGGAUUACGACUUAGCACGCUAUUACGAUCUCUCUAAUACACUGACACUCUCACACACACUUUUUUAGUGCUUGAGAGGAUGUGGGUGGGUGUGUGUGUGCGUGAGCGCGCGCUUGGCAUGCCUAAUAAAAGGGAACCAAUUAUGGUUUGUUAGUAUACUCAAUCAGCCUAAAGGUUACUGUAAUUCAAAUCUGAUGAAUGUGGGCUAUUAAUGGUCUGGCAUAGAAUUAGAAUGAGUAGAACAGAUUUGUCCCUGUGUUCACAGAAAGAAACAGAAUUCUGAGAUGAUGUGAAGACAUUUUAAAAUGGUACACCCAAGAUGGCCGCCGUUCCUCCCAUCACAUAACAUUGCAUUGAAUGGCAAUCUCCAUUCUACUCAUUCCAAUUCUAUGGUUCUCUCUCACGUUAUCCUACCCUUUAACAGAGAAUGUGCGGGACAUCUUCAGCCAGACCACAGUGCACCACCACAUCCCCUUUAAUUGGGACUGUGAGUUCAUCCGCCUGCACUUUGGACACGACCGCAAGAAACGCCUUAGCUACCUUGAGUUCACCCAGUUCCUACAGGUAUUCACUCACUCUCCACUCACGCACUUAUUCACUCACUCACACCACACAGUCACUCACACUCGUUCUCUGUCUACAGGAGUUGCAGUUGGAGCAUGCCCGCCAGGCCUUUGCUCAGAAGGACAAGAACAAGAGCGGCACCAUCUCUGCCAUGGACUUCAGUGACAUCAUGGCCACCAUCCGACACCACGUGCUCACACCGUUCGUGGAGGAAAACCUGGUUUCGGUAAGUGUGUGUGUGUACUGUGUAUAUGAGUGUGUGUGGGAUAACAGAGAGCGAGUCGGUGUGUAAGAGAAGAUGGAGAGAACUGGGGAGUAAAAGAAAGCGAGGGAGGGAGAGUACCCUGUUGAUCACAGGGCGGCACGCCUGUUCUAACCCUCCUCUGUGUGAUUGUCCUCCCAGGCUGCGGGGGGCAGCACCUCUCACAUGGUCAGCUUCUCCUACUUCAACGCCUUUAACUCUCUCCUCAACAACAUGGAGCUGAUCCGCAAGAUCUACAGCACACUGUCCGGGACCCGCAAGGACACACUGGUCACUAAAGGUAACACACUGGCCACUAAAGGUAACACACUGGCCACUAAAGGUAACACACUGGCCACUAAAGGUAACACACUGGCCACUAAAGGUAACACACUGGCCACUAAAGGUAACACACUGGCCACUAAACGUAACACGCAUGUUCCACAUACACAUAUCCAUCCAUACCCCUCGUAUACCCUUCCACACACACGUACACUGUACUGACACACACCAGGGUUCUCCCCAAAGAAUGGAAGAGAGGCACUGCGCCACCUUUGGACUGGCUGCUCCACUAUGUAAUAAAAAACUAAAAGUAAGUAAAUGUUGUAUUAUUAUUUGUUGCUUUAUUUGUUCUCAUAUAAGGCCAUUUGUUGCUCUAGAUUACAGGAAAUGGCAGUUACAGGUGUUAGAAAACACAUAAGAGUCCAAAGGGGGGCACUAACACCCUCCGGGUCUCCUCCCUGGUCGUACUCAGCAGCACCACCUGGGGAGAACCCUGCACACACACUUGUCAGAAGUGCUCAAGACAUGUUAGAGUGAGCGGAGUAGUGGGAUCACACCUUCCAGUCAUCUGUUAGCUGCCAGCAGAGGAACUGUCAUGUUGAAGAGGGACUUGGCGAGCUCUCUCAAUCUAUGUAGUACGUCUGUGUUAUGCAGACUAUUUACCUUUUUCUCUCUCUAACACCCUCUCUCUUCCUCUCUUCCUCCCUGUCUCUCGAUCUCCCUCUCUAGAGGAGUUUAUCUUUGCUGCUAACAAGUUUGGCCAGAUCUCUCCCAUGGAGAUCGACAUCCUGUACCAGCUAUCAGGCCUGCACUCCCACUCUGGGUAAACACACACACAUGCAUGAAUAUCGCUCUUCAGCCUUGUACUGUAUGCAUAAUAUAUGCAUGUGUCCCUUACACAAUCAUACCUGUUCAGAGUGCUGGGGCAAACCUAUUGAAUAUUGUGUGGUAAUGGUGCUGUGUUGUCUCAGACGUCUGAACUUUUCGGACAUUGAGAGGAUAGCCCCACUGGAGGAGGGAGCGCUACCCUAUCACCUGGCUGAGAUACAGAAACAGGUAAGAGACCUGUGUGUGCAAGUGAAUGACUGUGUGUGUGACUGUGUGUGUGUGUGUGCGCGCGCACAAGUAAAUGAGCAUGCAUGUGUGACUGUCUCUCUGUAGCAGAGCCAGGGUGAUGGUUCCAGGUCAGUGUUGCUGCAGGCUGCAGAGUCGGCCUACCGGUUCAGCUUGGGCUCUAUUGCUGGAGGUAAGGGACUGGGGGGGUUGAUGAGAUGGGGGACUGGGGGGGUUGAUGAGAUAAGGGACUGGGGGGGGGUUGAUGAGAUAAGGGACUGGGGGGGGUUGAUGAGAUGGGGGACUGGGGGGGGUUGAUGAGAUAAGGGACUGGGGGGGGUUGAUGAGAUGGGGGACUGGGGGGGGGUUGAUGAGAUGGGGGACUGGGGGGGGGGGUUGAUGAGAUGGGGGACUGGGGGGGGGGGGUUGAUGAGAUGGGGGACUGGGGGGGGGGGGGUUGAUGAGAUGGGGGACUGGGGGGGUUGAUGAGAUGGGGGACUGGGGGGGGGGGGGGGUUGAUGAGAUGGGGGACUGGGGGGGGGGGGGGGGUUGAUGAGAUGGGGUAGGGGACUGGGGGUGGGGUGUUAAGGGACUGGGGGGUUAGGGUUAGGUUUUGGGGUUUGGGAAAAUAGGAUUUUGAAUAGGAGUCAAUUGUCCCCCACAAGGUUAGUAAAACAAGACUGUGUGUGUGUAGCUACGGGAGCCACGGCGGUGUAUCCUAUAGACCUGGUGAAGACCAGGAUGCAGAACCAGAGGAGUACAGGCUCGUUCGUAGGAGAACUUAUGUACAAGAACAGCUUUGACUGUGCCAAGAAGGUGCUGCGCUACGAAGGCUUCUUCGGCUUCUACAGAGGUACGGACAGACACUUCUUGGCUGCUCUCCUGAUCACUCUUCCUCUCUUAGCUGCUGUUUUCCUUUCUCUCGCCUCCUCUCUUUUCUCCUGGUCCACAUAUUUUUUUUAUUACCUGCUCUUCUUUUACCUUUAUGGGCUACUCUCCUCCUCCGCUCUCUCUUCUGUUGAUGGACAAAGGACUGCAAGGCUGCCAUCUAGUGUUGGCUCACCCACACUAAAUCUGCAUCCGUCCAUUCACCCACUUCCUUUGUCCUUUUUAAUUCUCACCUUUCCUUCAUUCUCAUCCCUGCACUCUUUUCUCCUCCCUUCUCUCCUUCUACACUGAGAAACUAGUCAUCAUGAGAUGUGGUUCAUGUCAUAUGUGGACUCAAUCUCCCAUGCUGCUCUCCAGGUCUUCUUCCCCAGCUCAUAGGCGUGGCUCCAGAGAAGGCCAUCAAACUCACAGUGAGUCAAACUCCUCCCCUUCCAGUCCACUCAGCCAAUCACUAUGGAGAUGCAACUUAAGAUAACACUUCAUUCCCUCUGUAGUAUCUUUCUGCUGAUUCGCUCUCUCUCUGUCCCCCCUCUCUCCCUGUAGGUGAAUGACUUUGUGAGAGACAAGUUCACCGGUAAAGGUGACACCAUUCCCUUUGCUGCUGAGGUGCUGGCUGGAGCCUGUGUGAGUAUGACUGGCCCUGUUCCAUCUCACUCAAACUACCCAGCCCAUUCUAUUCCACCUAAUCCUACCUAAAUGGGAGGGUGUGGUAGCAACCCUCUCUUCCUCGUCCAUCUCUUGCUAACUUAUUUCCCCUUAUGUCUCUCUCUCUGCAGGCAGGGGGUUCCCAGGUGGUCUUUACUAACCCGCUGGAGAUAGUCAAGAUCAGACUGCAGGUGGCAGGAGAGAUCACCACAGGGCCCAGAAUCAGCGCCCUCAGUGUCAUUCGAGACCUCGGCUUGUUUGGCCUCUACAAGGUGUGUGUGUGUUUGACCAUUACGUCUGGUGGCAUUGUUCUUGUAAUUUGGGAAACAGGCCUUUUUGAUUGAAAAUAAUGUCACUUACUCUUUGUGUGUGUGUGUAGGGUGCUAAAGCAUGUUUCUUGAGAGACAUCCCUUUCUCAGCCAUCUUCUUCCCGGUGUACGCCCACACCAAGGCUCAGUUCGCCGACGAGCAGGGAAGACUGGGCGCGUUACAGCUGUUAGCUGCUGGAGCCAUCGGAGGUACACACACUAUACAGACCUACCCAGAGUUGCAAUUCAAUUCCAUUUUAUUUGACUGUCAAACAGUCCUAGCCUCCGGUGAUACCCUUUCUUACUCCAUUUCCCAGGUAUCCCUGCUGCCUCUCUGGUGACGCCUGCUGAUGUCAUCAAGACACGCCUGCAGGUAGCAGCGAGGGCAGGACAGACCACCUACACUGGAGUCACGGACUGCUUCAGGAAAAUCAUGCAGGAGGAGGGAUUCAGAGCACUGUGGAAGGGAGCUGGAGGUGUGUGUGUGUGUGUGUGUGUGUGUGUGUAUGUGUCUGUGAGUGCAUGCAGAAAUGGGAAUUUGCUUACUUUCUCUCUUUCUCUCCCCAGCUCGUAUGUGUCGAUCCUCUCCUCAGUUUCGGGGUGACUCUGGUGACCUAUGAGCUUCUACAGAGGUGGUUAAAUGUGGAUUUCGGAGGACAGUAAGUACACACACACACACACACACACUCUCCCCACUGUUAUAACGCAAGUUAGCAUUUUUAGGUAAGAUACAAUGUCUCACAUUUUUUUCUCUCUCCAGUCGUCCAUCAGGGUCUGAGCCCACUCCUAAGUCUCGUAUCUCGGAGCUUCCUCCGGUCAGCGCUGACCACGUGGGCGGCUACCGUCUGGCUACGGCCACCUUCGCUGGUGUGGAGAACAAGUUUGGCCUCCACCUGCCCAAGUUCAAGUCCUCUGGAGUGGUCUCCAUACACCAUGACACCUCUUCUGCCCCCCCCCAAGAGGAGGCUACUGCCCCCUAA
Messenger RNA from Coregonus sp. 'balchen', 12241 nucleotides. NCBI's taxonomy places the organism in Eukaryota, Metazoa, Chordata, Actinopteri, Salmoniformes, Salmonidae. The record is from the annotation of a GenBank genome assembly.